GUAGACGCAGUGUGGGACUUACAGGUCGAGUUAGCAAUAAAAUUCGUCAAAAUUAAUCAUUAUAAUAAAAGUAUGGUACGUGGACCGCUUCGAGGCGGCAGGCCUAUGCGCGGUGGCAUUCGGCCGCCCUUCAAGAAAGCAUUUGUACCUCGUCAUCCUUUUGAUAUAACUUUGGCCGAAGUUGUGUUUCCCAGAGUCUCGCCGGCUGUGGAUGAUUCUGCCUUGACUGCGGCCCUAUUGAAACGCAACCAAGAUCUUAGUCCAACUCCGGCCGAGCAGACGGCAAUUGGAAACUUGGUAACUAAGGUGCAAGCUGUUUUAGAUAACUUGGUCGUUGCGCCAGGCGAUUUCAAUACUUGUCAAUUGGAAGAAGUGCGGCAAGUUGGAUCUUUCAAAAAAGGCACUAUCCUCACUGGAAACAAUGUGGCAGAUGUUGUAGUUAUCCUUAAAACACUGCCCACUAAAGAAGCUUGCGAAGCACUGGCCAAGAAGGUGGAGACUGACUUAAAAAAUAGCAUGAAAACCGAAGUGUUGACCAAGGAUGAACAACACACCAUACAAAUACACGAUAGAGGCUUCGAUGUGUCCAAUUUGCAAGCCAAAGUGCGCAUUCUUAUUUCCACAUUGCCGCAGAACAUCCGUAAACUCGAACCGGAAAUACAUUUGGAUCAUAAGUUGAUGCAGAGUCAUUUAGCGGCAAUACGUCAUACUCGCUGGUUCGAGGAGAAUGCUCACCAUUCCUCAAUUAAAGUUCUCAUACGUAUUUUAAAGGAUCUGACGAAGCGAUUUGAACCCUUUUCACCCCUCUCCGCCUGGAUGCUUGAUUUGAUUGCCCAUCUGGCAAUAAUGAAUAAUCCAUCGCGACAAGCGUUGCCUAUCAAUUUGGCAUUUCGUCGUGUGUUUCAAUUGCUGUCUGCUGGACUUUUUCUUCCAGGAUCGGCGGGUAUAACCGACCCAACCGAGCCGGGUCACAUUCGGGUCCACACAGCCAUGUCUCUCGAGCAGCAGGACGUAUGCUGCUAUACGGCUCAAACGCUACUGCGGGUAUUAGCCCACGGUGGAUACAAGCACAUACUGGGAAUGGAAGGUAACACAAGCAUUGUGCGCGAAAUGUCCGUAUGGAAUGGAGUAGUUGUAUCGCCGCUAAAACCCGUAUAUGAGAAACCGCCCGACAAAAAGGAAGGUGAUCUUGAGGAAGAUAUUGAAAUGAUCGAGAAUGAAAUCGAGGAUGUAGGCAGCGACGACGCAGCUGAAUAAACUGGUCAAUAGGAAUUUUAUUACAUUUUUUAUUAACAAACUUAAUCAAUAAACGUCGCUGACUUAUGGUAUCAGCAUAUUCUCA
Molecule: messenger RNA, 1342 nt
Organism: Drosophila montana
Lineage: Eukaryota; Metazoa; Arthropoda; Insecta; Diptera; Drosophilidae
Product: interleukin enhancer-binding factor 2 homolog
Exons: 3
Coding region: 73-1257 (394 amino acids)
Biological process (GO): positive regulation of DNA-templated transcription
Cellular component (GO): catalytic step 2 spliceosome
Molecular function (GO): DNA binding; double-stranded RNA binding
Source: RefSeq, a predicted model, not a curated record